CAUUUGGAAGGAAAGCGCCCAUGUGUUUCUCUCUCUCUCUCUCUCUCUCUCUCUCUCUCUGAUGGCGUUAUCAUGGCCGCUGAUCUUUCUCAGCUCCACUCGCCCACUCUCCACAGCCCCACCAUCCAUACGAUCGCAUCUCCUUACCCGCCAUCACCUUCCAACCAUCUCAGCAACCGCCCUUUCCACUUCCCAACUUUCACUCCCCGACAAAUUCCAUCCCUUCAUCACCACUCCCACAAAACCCCACGACCGGGUGCUGAAGAUCACAGCCGCCCACUUCAACAUCUCAUUCCCACCGCUCAUCUCUCCUCACGAUCAUUGGAGAAUAUGGACCUCGCUCUUCAUAGCUGGUGCAUUCGGCCUCUGGCCGGAGAAGACGAAAGUGCGGAGUGCGCUGAGCGGCGCCCUGGUCAGCACUCUGGUGGCGCUUGCCACGACCAACCUCAGCAUCAUUGCUAGUGAGGUCCCGGUGUAUUCUGAUGUCUUGGAGUAUCUGCUGCCCAUCGCCAUUCAUUUGCUGCUCUUCAGAGCAGAUCUGCGUCGCAUCCUGCAGUCCAUCGGGGCGCUGCUUUUGGUCUUCUUGCUUGGAUCAGCUGCUGAACUGUAUGACUUUGAUGAUGAGAAGAACCGAUCCGAUUUUAGCAACUUCAGAACACUUGGAUUUAAGAUGGAUGGAUGGGAUGGAAGUUGGAUCAAGUUGCUUGGGAGAAGCAUUUUUGGUUUGGCUGCUGCAGCUACCACUGUGAUUGCCAUCAGUUGCGAUUCCUUGGGCCUCGCGGAGUCUCUCAUCAUCGCUUUCCCUGCUUCUCAUGGAGAGCUUGAUCGGCCUCGUGAAUAGGAUCGAGAGGGCCUAUAUGGUCCUCGGCGACUACGGUGGCGACAACUCCUUGCUAACUCUUUGGGAAGCCCUUCCGUUCGUCGCUGUCAUCAAUGGACAGCUGCACAAGACAGACAAAGGACAGACGGAGCAUGUUGAGUUUCUUCACUCGCCAAAGAGGAGAUUUUCAGUUUUGGGAAACUUCGAAGAACAUAUUGGAAAUUGGAUAUCCAAGAGAUGACACUAGAUAUGAAAAUUCACCUCAAUCAGAGUAUAUUGACCUCCCCCAGUACAGGCAAGCAACACAUGUAUUCGCAGCAACCAUUACUCACCAGCAGCUUUGAUUCUGUUCACUCAUCAUUAUCUCCUAGCUUUGCCACACUGCUGACAAGUUGUUCAACAGAAAAUUUGAAAGAGGCACCCGAACCAAUGGAAACAGAAUUCGUGUCCCAAAUCAUUGUAUUGUUUUUUCUCUUGACCAUUCAAUGUCUUUGAUACAAUGUUCCUCCUACUCCAAUAUAUGUUUAUUUAUUUAUUUUGUUCUUUUUGUUAGCAGAGAUACUUGUUGGAUUCUUUUGAUUACACAACUAGCUCAAAGUAUUUGUUAGAGUCAGAACCUACAUCGAGUAAUUUGAUUACACAUUGGAUUGCAGGGAUAUGGACUGCGAAGACGAUCAACCCAACAGUGCCAUCUAUGUUCAACAAGCUAAUGCAUGAAGUGGCUUGAGGAGAGGUUUACCAGUUCGGUCUUCUCCAUUUCAUUGGACAGUGGCCAAUCUAGGAGCGGACCACAUGAAGGAUUUUUAUUUAUUUUUAUGUAUUCAAGACCAUUUUCAACAUAUUAUUGUAAAUAUUAUAUAUUUUAUUGUAAAGUAAUGCAAUUUUUGUUUAAUAUUCA
Messenger RNA from Magnolia sinica, 1718 nucleotides. RefSeq lists its product as uncharacterized. Lineage: Eukaryota; Viridiplantae; Streptophyta; Magnoliopsida; Magnoliales; Magnoliaceae. The transcript has 7 exons. The record is from RefSeq and is a predicted model, not a curated record. Bases 62 to 841 code for a protein of 259 amino acids.